Messenger RNA from Alternaria rosae, 1962 nucleotides. RefSeq lists its product as uncharacterized. The transcript has 4 exons. The record is from RefSeq and is a predicted model, not a curated record. NCBI's taxonomy places the organism in Eukaryota, Fungi, Ascomycota, Dothideomycetes, Pleosporales, Pleosporaceae. Bases 1 to 1962 code for a protein of 653 amino acids.
AUGGCCGUCCUCCCGAGUACACCUCAAUCUUCUUCCUUGCUAUCGCACGAUAAACCAAACAUGAUCCUAGGACAGGCACAACCCAUCCGCAACGGCAGAACCUCAACGCGAAUCUCCAAACCUGCGCGCCCGUUGAAGGACGGUCGCUGUUCAGAUUGUCGAGUACGCGACACCAGAGCCAUUUCCUCUAAAUACUGCUUGACUAUCUGUCCUCGUGAGCAUGACUUCACUCCUACACCGAACAAAUUUAGUAUCCUAGCAGAGCUCGAACAGUCGCCCACCGAGCCGAAGUGGAAUUUCGAUUUUGUUCUUACCGCCAACGGAAGCACGAGGCGACGAGGCAAACGGGGAGGAAAGCGCCAUAGAAGCAAAGACGCAUCCAAUAAUGAUACCGAACGAUGCGAGCAUACAAGCAUUAGUGCGUCGUGCAAGACCAUGGCUGCGUUGCGUCUUAACGGGGAUGAGCUAUCUAAACCAGGGAUGGAUGACACUUCUACCCGUAGUCGAAAGGCCGCACCUAUCGAUCCUACCUCUUUCGAUAUCGACAGACCUUCUUGGGCCCCACAAUUUCUUCCAGAUUCAACGGCCACCGCAACAAGCCAGUCCCAGUCCUGCCAGAUCAAAGCACCGCGAUCUCAAGCUUCAUCUAAUGGCGCAGCGACCAAGCGGCAGAAUUCGCAAUUCUUCCCAUUCUCCGCAUUUCUUGCCUGUCCAGAUCCUUCAGCACUGUUUCCAUCCAAGUCUAAACUCUUAGAACCAAAGACUCCUGAAAAAGGUCGGCAACCCUCAGAGUCUUCAGUCCCUCCUCCUACAUCCUCGCCCCACGCACAAAACGCAGCAACAAAAGCAGCACAUCGUGCACUCAAUUCAAGGGGUCUACAGACAAAGCCUAUCACACCCACUGAUAAGUCAGAUACCCUGCAAAAAGAACCACCUCUCAUAACUAUCACGAAGACCCCGAGUACGCACUCUCCCCUCAGUCUCGUCAAUGUGUCCUCCACCAUGAUUGAGCCAACCUUUGUAUACCCCUCUGGUGCUUCUCAAUCUACCGAACCCAAGGCAGCAGACGGCAAAGCUCAAACUACGCCCAUCGCAUAUGGCUUCAGACGGGAACCUCCAUUCUUGAACGCUGAAAGGACGAAAGUCAACCCACGUUUUCACGGCUAUUGGCAACACCUUUCAGUACCAACUCCUGCAAAGGCUUUUCAGUCGGACACACUGACGAGCUCGAGCCACGCGCGUAUGAAAUCGUCGCCGCAAGAAGAGACUGCUCCAGCGAAGUCUCGUGCGCGCUGCUACAUCACUCAGCUACCCGGUCGAAAGUCGAAGUUUUUCGCCGACGGCAAACUCGUCGCGCGUGAGAGCACUUCCACGGCCCAGCAACCCGUGCUCGGAACUCCAUCGCCUAUUCAUGACGAUUCGCCUGGUAAAAUGACCUCACCCACUCCGACUGCUUUCGAAAGGUCUUCUCGUCCACUCUUUAGAGAUACGUACGCUAGGCCGCAUGCGUGGAAUAAUUAUCACAGUCCGGGUGGGCAGUCACAAAGGUCAGCAGUAUCAGGUACAUCCUCAUUGGAUACUUUUCCGCCGUCCUAUGCGCCAAACGAUCAGGACAGUAUCCUACGGCGCUCGCCAACCCUCUACAUCAGCCGCGUAAACUCCAAAUCGUCUGCACAAGACAAACACAGGGCCACGAUCUCCAGAGUGCUUUCACUCCUGAGAGCUGAUCAUAAGAAAAGUGUCUCCGAUUCAGACACCGCUGACUUCGACACGGUCAGUCUUUUUUCCGAGUACGAUAUCAUCGAUCCGGUAACUACGAAGUCCACUGCGGAUUCCUGGGAGGAAAUUCCUGCACCACCUCAGACUAAGGUCGAUUUCGAACCUAUUGACGACUCUGACUGCGACGAUGAAGAUGGAGGAGACGCCCACCACGCCUGCAAGUGUUUCUCGAUGGUCGAGUGA